UUGUUUAGUCUGUUUGGAGUCACAGAGAGGGAGAGGGACUCUUUUAACGCUGUCUGAAAAACUAUGAGUUAGUCUUUCACUGUUGUGGGAGUCAAACAGCUGAUAUAUCAUGUGGAAAUCACCAAAGCAGGCAAAGCUGGACCCUCAAGCUAAAGAAUGCUGAAUACGCUUCAGUGAGUCCAAAGGAAACAACUCCAUCUGAUACAAGCAGACAUGAGUGAUUCAGUGGAGAACCUGGACACCAGGGAACUGGGCUUCUCCGAUGCUGAGGAUGAACCUGAAGAGGUGGACUGUGACUUCAACCCCUCAGGUGUGUCCCGUAUUGGGUUCUCUGCCGUCUACCGGACAGUCGGCUUUAAAGACACCGAAGCACAUGUCUAUCUGACUUCUCUCCCAAUUACUGCCAAGAUCCUUGAUGUGGAGCGCUUCACCAGAGCUCAAGAUCGCUUCAAGUUCUCCAAACACAGGAGCGUGUCUAAGGCUAUGCCAGCGGUGUUUAAGAUAGAGCUCAAACAUGGGAACUUCACCUGGAUAGUGAAGAGAAAAGAGAAGCACUUCAUGGAGCUGCACAGAGAGCUCCUGAAAUACAAGACCCUCAUGAGGAUCCCACUGCCCACCCGCAGCCACACAGAGAGAAGGAAAAGCAUCAAGAGGAGUGAGGUGAGGCAGAUGCCAGCUCUGCCCCGGGGAGGUGGAGAUGGAGAGCUGGCAAGAGAGGAGCAGGUGUCUAGUCGAAGGAAACAACUGGAGGACUAUCUAAACAAGCUGCUGAAGAUGGCGAUGUAUAGAAAAUACUACGCAACGAUGGAGUUUAUUGAUGUGAGCCAGUUGUCCUUCAUUCAGGACUUGGGCCCAAAAGGAUUAGAAGGCAUCGUUUAUAAACGGUCAGGAGGUCAUCGUAUCCCGGGCAUGAACUGCUGUGGCCACAAUGAAGUCUGCUACCGCUGGUCUAAGAGGUGGCUUAUUGUGAAGGACUCUUUUUUGCUGUAUAUGAAGCCGGACACGGGUGCCAUUUCAUUUGUCCUACUGGUGGACAACGAGUUCAGCAUCAAAAUGGACUCCAAACAAACAGAGACGAAGCAUGGAGUGAGGAUAGAAAACCUGUCUAGGAAACUAGUGCUGAAAUUCACUAGUUACAGACAUGCCCGCUGGUGGGGUCAGGCCAUUGAAAGCUUUGUGAGGAAACACGGCAAGGCCUUUUUAAGGACCCACAGAUUCGGAUCUUUUGCCAGGGAGGAGGAGAACAUACCCUCUAAAUGGUAUGUGAAUGGCAAAACCUACAUGGAAGAUGUUGCAAAUGCUCUGGAAGAGGCCAAAGAGGAGAUCUUCAUCACAGACUGGUGGCUGAGCCCUGAGAUCUUUCUGAAGAGGCCUGUGGUGGAAGGCAAUCGCUGGAGGCUCGACUGCAUUUUAAAACGCAAGGCUCAACAAGGAGUGAGGAUCUUUGUUAUGUUGUAUAAGGAAGUGGAGCUGGCACUUGGCAUCAACAGUGAAUACAGCAAACGAACACUAAUGCAUCUUCACCCAAACAUUAAAGUGAUGAGACACCCUGAUCACGUGUCCUCCUCCGUCUACUUAUGGGCACAUCACGAAAAGAUUGUAGUGAUUGACCAGUCAGUUGCUUUUGUUGGUGGAAUAGACCUGGCUUAUGGCCGCUGGGACGACCGAGAGCACCGGCUGACAGAUGUAGGAAGUGUAACGCGAUCUGUUGCUCAAGCCAUGGAGCAGGGACUAGAUUCAUCCACACCCAAGAAGAAAGUGUCCACUAGUGGAAACAGCAGCCGGACAAUGGUUGGUGACUCAGUGGAUCUGCCUAAACUAAAAGGCAUCGGUCGCACACGCAAGACUCGUUUCAGCCUGUACCAUCACAUUCAACGUGGCCUUCACCAUGCUGACAGCAUCAGCAGCAUCGACAGCACAAACAAGAGUGGCUCAGUGCACAGUCUUCAGACAGGAGUGGGAGAGCUGAUGGGAAACACGCGCUUCUGGCAUGGCAAGGACUACUGCAACUUUGUCUACAAAGACUGGGUUCAGCUGGACAAGCCUUUUGACGACUUUAUUGACAGAUACACAACCCCCAGAAUGCCCUGGCAUGAUAUCUCCUCAGUGGUGCAUGGAAAAGCAGCCAGAGAUGUGGCCAGGCACUUUAUACAACGCUGGAACUUCACCAAGAUAAUGAAGCCGAAGUACAGAUCGCUCUCUUACCCAUUUCUACUACCCAAAUCUCACAGCACAGGCAAUGAUCUGAAGUACCAAGUGCCAGACACUGUCCACACCAAAGUUCAGGUUCUGCGGUCGGCAGCAGACUGGUCAGCGGGCAUCAAGUACCACGAGGAGUCCAUUCAUAAUGCCUAUAUUCAGGUCAUUGCCAAGAGCAAGCACUUCAUCUACAUUGAGAACCAGUUCUUCAUCAGCUGUGCCGAUAACAAACAUGUUUACAACAAGAUUGGUGACGCCAUUAUAGAGCGAAUCAUCAGAGCACACAAGGAGAAUAAAAAAUUUCGUGUGUAUGUGGUGACUCCUCUGCUGCCUGGAUUUGAGGGAGACAUUUCCACAGGAGGAGGAAAUGCACUCCAGGCGGUUAUGCAUUUCAACUACAGAACCAUGAACCGAGGAGAGUACUCCAUAAUCUCUCAGCUAAAGAAGGAAAUGGAUGACCAGUGGAUGAACUACAUCUCCAUCUGUGGUCUGAGGACUCAUGCGGAGCUGGAGGGUCGACUAGUGACUGAACUCAUCUAUGUUCAUAGCAAGCUGCUUAUCGCUGAUGACAACACCGUCAUUAUCGGCUCUGCCAACAUAAAUGACCGCAGCAUGUUGGGCAAGAGGGACAGUGAGGUGGCUGUGAUAUUCGAGGACUCUGAAACAACGGCAUCAGUAAUGGACGGUCAAGAGUACCAGGCUGGCAAGUUUGCCCUUCAGCUCAGACUGGAGUGCUUCAAAACCAUUCUUGGAGCCUUCACUGACCCAAGCAUUGACGUCAGUGACCCCAUCAGCAACAGCUUCUACAAGGACGUAUGGAUGAGUGUCUCGGGCCGCAACGUCACCAUCUACGAGAAGGUUUUCCGCUGUCUGCCCUCCAGCCUGGUGAGAAACAAACAGGAGCUCCUGAGUUUCCAGUCCAAAACUGGUCUGGAUAAAGAGGAUCCACUAAAGGCUCAGGAGCUGCUGAAGAAGAUCAGGGGUUUCCUGGUCCAGUUUCCCCUAGACUUCCUCUGUGAGGAAAACCUCAUGCCCUCGGUGGGCACCAAAGAACACAUGGUGCCCACAGAGAUCUGGACCUGAUGGACAAAAAAAGAAAAUCCGCAUCCAGGAUGAGAAAAUAACACUGUGGUAAAAUGAAACCUGGUUCAUAAAACGCCACACCAGAAGGAGGAAAUGAAACAAACCAUCCAGCCUUUUUCAUGAAAGAAAUGGACUGCUUCACAUUGUUUUGUACCUUUUAUCAAUGUAAAUAAUAAUAUUUUAUAAGCACAGUGAUUAUCAUCACAUAUUAUUGUUUUUUUCUUUAACGUAUGAAUGAAUGUAGACGCCAAACAGAAGGGCUUUUUAAUAAUUAAUAUAAAUAUGAAUGUACAUAUGAAGAGGAUUUUGUUUUUAAUGCUCAUUUGUAGAAGUGGCACUCAAAGUGAAGAGUAAAAUGGUGAGUGGAAGCCUUGUCAGAAAGGAUUUUGUCAGGACGGCCUGUUUUUCAGCUGGCCGUCCCCAGUGGAGGCGCAUCCAUGACAGGCUGAGCACUGUGAUCUGUGUUUUCUGUCUGGCGGAGGCUUUUAACGUCCAGCGCCCUCGCCGGUGUCAAAGUGUCAGCGCUCUGGGAGAACAGACAGUCUGUCUGCAGCUUCAAGUGCUGAGAAACUGAAGGAAAUUCGUUUUUGGUGUCUUUCAACACCAAACUCAGACAUGUGGUGCUUAAUUCUACAUUUUCCCCUUCACAAAUCUGGCUCAGGUCAGUUUUCAUGAGGCGACACUUGUUGCUGUGUUCACUUUGCCUGUUUGUGUUCAUUCGGUCAGUUCUUUUAGCCCGUCACGCUCUUACUUUUGUGGUAUUUAGAAGUUUUUCUGAUCUUACCUGUUUGUUUGUCCCCUCAAAUAAAGAGUACUGUAUAUGAAUACACUACCACACUACGUUUGGGGUUGGUAAUUAUGUAAAUGCUUUUAAAAUAAGUCUCUUAUGCUCACCUGGGCUUUAUUUGUUUAAUGUCAAUACCGUAAAAACGGCAAUAUUGUGAAAUAUUACGAUUUCUAAUAGUUUUUGUUCCUGUUUGAAUGUAUUUUAUUGUGUAAUUUAUUCUUAUGAUGAAAAACUGAAUUUUUAGCAUCAUUACCCAUUCAGCCUUUAGUGUCAUAUGAUCCUUCAUUCUAAUGUGAUGAUUUGGAAGAAACAUUUCUUAUUAUUAUCAGUCUUGGAAACAGUUGUGCUGCUGCCAAUGUGAUAUUUUUUUGUAAUAAAAA
Danio aesculapii is the source of this 4449-nucleotide messenger RNA. It is a transcript of the gene pld1a, whose product is annotated as phospholipase D1a. The record is from RefSeq and is a predicted model, not a curated record. Gene Ontology annotation, molecular function: phosphatidylinositol binding; D-type glycerophospholipase activity. Gene Ontology annotation, biological process: cell motility; regulation of microvillus assembly; phosphatidic acid biosynthetic process. The coding region runs from base 214 to 3282 and encodes 1022 amino acids. The transcript has 26 exons. Lineage: Eukaryota; Metazoa; Chordata; Actinopteri; Cypriniformes; Danionidae.